This is a messenger RNA of Drepanopeziza brunnea f. sp. 'multigermtubi' MB_m1, 741 nucleotides long. RefSeq lists its product as uncharacterized. NCBI's taxonomy places the organism in Eukaryota, Fungi, Ascomycota, Leotiomycetes, Helotiales, Drepanopezizaceae. The record is from RefSeq and is a predicted model, not a curated record.
AUGUUUCCCGCCCUCAUCAGCAUCCUGCUCGUCGCAGCCGGAGCCUUCGCCGCCAUGAUCGACGUCAAGGUCGGAAGCGGUGGCUUGACCUUUGAUCCUGAUGUCUUCACAGCCAGUAUUGGAGAUAGCGUCGUGUUCCACUUCUACAGCGGCUCUGGCUCGCACAACGUCGUCUCUGGCGCCUUCGACUCCCCAUGCAUGCCAAACACCGAUGCCUUUUUCUCAGGUAUCAUUCCCGGAACUGAUGAUGGUGCCAACACAUUCACCAUCAACGUCACUUCCAAUGACCCCAUCUGGCUCUACUGCUCCGUCCGCACCCACUGCGUCAGUGGCAUGGCUGCGGUCAUCAACCCUCCUGCGGACCAUAGCAUUGCGGCCUACAAAGAAGCUGCUCAGCUCCACCAAGGCGCCGCCACCGACCCAGAAACAGUGCAAGGCGGAAUCGUCGCCAUCGGAUCUGUCUCUUCCUCCGCGGUAGCCACGCUCGCGUCGACUGUGGUAUCAGGCAAUGUGAGCAGCACAGUUACCUCCACCUCCUCUGUGGCUUCCACCGGCAGCGCGACAUUCUCGGGGACGAGAAAUCCUGGCGGACCGGCAGCAAGCACAACCAGCACUCCGGCAAGCACCAACCCGAGUGUAUCUGCUACGUCGACGCCGAAUGGUGCGGGAAAGACAAGUGAGUGGAGUGUUAUCAUGGUGCUCGGUCUUGUUUUGAUGGGCACUGUUGCUUUGAUGGCUUGA